AUGAUCAAACAAACUCUCUGUUUCUGCGCGACCCUAUUCGUAGCAUUAGCAACAACAAUCUCCAAGGCCGAAACUGCCAAUCGUUCUCCGUUCUCAGUAUGCUACGUUCCACCCGGGGACUACAAUGUCAGCGCCAUCUACUUGCAAAACGUCAACAGCCUGCUCCUCGCCCUGCGCCCCAACGCGUCUCUUACUGGCUUCGCCGCCGGGGUCGCCGGACAGCCACCGAAUCGAGUUUAUGGCACAGCCCUCUGCUUUGGCGACGCCUCAAGCGUGGAUUGCAGGGGCUGCAUCGAUAAGGCCACUGAGGGAACAUCCUCCCUCUGUGGGUCUCGGCAGAUGUGGUAUGACCAUUGCGUGGUAAGAUACUCUCCUUCGAACUUCCUGGGCGUUGCCGACGCGGAACUGAUCGCCGGCAUCUACAACACUAACAACCCUGCCGCUUUGGACCGUGCCGUCUUCAACCAGCAGUUGGUAAGGCUCCUGAGCAACCUUACGGCGAUUGCCACCGGCAGCCGAUCCAGGCUGAUGUUCGCGGCCGGAGACACUUACCUCACGGCCGGUCAGACAAUCCACAGCUCGGUGCAAUGCUCAAGAGACAUCUCCCUCGUCGACUGUGGCACAUGCUUGGCAAAUUUGACCUCAAGGAUUCAGAAGGACAGCAUCGACGUGACGGACGUCAUGGUCUACUCACGAACUUGCAUUAUUGGGUACCAGCUGCUACAGCCGUCUUCUUCAAUCGCACCAAGGGUCGGGCUACAGUGGUUUGGAAGCAGCAACAUUCUUGUCGCCAUUAUUAUCUCAACAUUUUCUACAGCACUAUGGCAGCAUGCCCUUUUCCAUCUUUGA
Messenger RNA from Nymphaea colorata (pocket water lily), 849 nucleotides. RefSeq names its product cysteine-rich repeat secretory protein 38-like. The transcript is spliced from 2 exons. Bases 1 to 849 code for a protein of 282 amino acids. The record is from RefSeq and is a predicted model, not a curated record. NCBI's taxonomy places the organism in Eukaryota, Viridiplantae, Streptophyta, Magnoliopsida, Nymphaeales, Nymphaeaceae.